Mesorhabditis spiculigera is the source of this 597-nucleotide messenger RNA. Lineage: Eukaryota; Metazoa; Nematoda; Chromadorea; Rhabditida; Rhabditidae. The record is from the annotation of a GenBank genome assembly.
AUGAAGUCCUUCGUCGCCCUAGUGCUUCUUCUGGGCAUAGUUAGCUCCGCUUCCAUCGCUACUGAGCCGUCCGAACAGCCGGAAAAGGCGAACGUUACUUUUUCCCAUGAUUUUGCCUUCCUACACGCCGCUGAAAUCUGCAACUGGUCGGUUGUCCCGCUCGAAGUUGUGCUCGCUCUGCAAAGGAAUUUCUGCAAUAGUCAGGAAGCAAAGCCCGAGUAUGCCAAUAUUACCAAAUGCUUCAUAGCUGGUGGAGCCCCUCUCAACGCCCUUUUCGAACAGGAUGCCCAGAACUUCCGCUGCAGAGAUCGAGAUAUUCUGUACCGGAACUACAUCAAAAUCGCCUCUCGCAGCUGCCCCAAUCCAGCUCAAACUAUCAGAAUCGCUGCCCAGGGAGUUAUCAUUGAACUUUCACUCCGCUCGAGAUUCUCCCCUAGCGAGGAGGAGGCUGCAUGUUACCAGGAGCUAGCCAAACGCCUCUACCGUUCAUUCCACGCGCCGGACCAGCCCCCGGCCCAGAGCUCGACUCCUAGCUUCCCUGAACCCGUUCCUACCGCCGAACCCUACCCAGUGCCGAUACCCUAUGGUUCUGGACAU